Messenger RNA from Nanorana parkeri, 2189 nucleotides. RefSeq names its product mannan binding lectin serine peptidase 1 (gene MASP1). Gene Ontology annotation, biological process: zymogen activation; complement activation. NCBI's taxonomy places the organism in Eukaryota, Metazoa, Chordata, Amphibia, Anura, Dicroglossidae. Gene Ontology annotation, molecular function: serine-type endopeptidase activity; calcium ion binding. The record is from RefSeq and is a predicted model, not a curated record. The transcript is spliced from 16 exons. The coding region runs from base 102 to 2189 and encodes 695 amino acids. Gene Ontology annotation, cellular component: blood microparticle; extracellular region.
UCAGAACAAAGAUAGAGCCAAGGCUGAUCAGCUUUUGGGACCAGGCAGAUACACAUAUACACAAAGGAGAAAUAGCAGAGAAAACAGCGCAGACUGCUAACAUGAGGCUCUUCCAACUCGCUUUUCCUUUAUUAUGGGUGCUCGCUGAAGGGGAGGUCAUUGUUCUUAAAGACAUGUAUGGUGAGAUCCGAACACCCAAUUUUCCAGAGUUGUAUCCAAGUGAUUCAGAAGUGACCUGGAAUAUUACUGUGCCAGAGGGAUUCAGAAUCAGGCUGUACUUUAUACACUUCGACCUGGAACCAUCUUACCUCUGCGAGUAUGACUACGCUAAGGUGGAGAAUGAUGAACAAGUGUUGGCGACAUUCUGUGGAAAGGAAAACACAGACACAGAACAAGCUCCUGGGAAGCAAGUAAUCACAUCCCCUGGAAACUUUAUCAGCCUAACUUUUAGGUCUGAUUUCUCAAAUGAAGAACGAUACACUGGCUUUGAUGCUCACUAUAGUGCAGUUGAUGUAGAUGAAUGCAUGGAGGGAAAUGAUGAGGAUAUGGUGUGUGACCAUCAUUGCCACAAUUACAUUGGUGGAUUCUACUGUUCCUGCAGAUUUGGCUAUCUCCUGCACUCGGAUAACAGGACAUGCAAAGUGGAAUGCAGCGAUAAUCUGUACACACAAAGGAGUGGAACAAUUGCAAGCUCAGAUUAUCCUAAUCCAUAUCCCAAGAGCUCUGACUGCUUGUAUAGAAUUGAGCUGGAGGAAGGAUUUGUGGUCAAUCUUCAAUUUGAUGAUAGCUUUGAUAUUGAAGACCACCCAGAAGUGUCUUGUCCUUAUGAUUACCUAAAGAUCAAAGCUGGAAAAAAAGAAUUUGGUCCAAUAUGUGGAGAUAAAUCACCAGGAAGAAUAGAAACGGAGAGCAACAGUGUCCAGAUCUUGUUUCACAGUGAUGGCUCUGGAGAAAAUGGAGGAUGGAAGCUGUCCUACUCAGUCACAGGAAUUUCAUGCCCUGAUCUCCAGGAACCCUUAAAUGGAAAAAUUGAGACUUCUCAAUCAAAGUACACUUUUAAAGACCAAGCUGUGAUUACAUGUAUCCCUGGCUAUCGAGUUCUAAAGGACAAUGUUGAGAUGGACAGUUUCCAGAUUGAGUGCAAGAAAGAUGGAACAUGGAGUAACCAGGUGCCAAGAUGCCAAAUUGUUGACUGCAAGUUGCCAAAAGAACUUGAAAAUGGAUUUAUGACCUUCUCUACACCAGCAAAUACUACCAUAUACCAAUCAAGUAUUACAUAUUUCUGCAGAGAACCUUACUACAUAAUGACACCAAAUAUUACAGCUGUUUAUUUCUGUAAAGAAAAUGGAGAGUGGAUGAACUCAGAAAUUGGAACCACACUUCCUGUAUGCCAGCCAGUAUGUGGGGAACCGCGAUUUUCCAGGUCAAAGCUGGCAAGAAUUGCCCGAGGAAGUACAGCCAAGAGAGGGAUUUCUCCCUGGAUAGCCAUGUUUUCCAAUGCGUGGAAUGGGCGUCCCUUUUGUGGUGGUUCUCUCAUUGGUAACAAAUGGGUUAUUACUGCUGCACAUUGCCUGCAUAAUGAAGUAAGCCCAGAUGAGACAAGUACUACUCUAUUCACACUUUCAUCAUUUAACAUCACACUAGGGAAACAUAGGACUUUAAAUCAGGAUGACUCGGAGCAAGUAUUUCAGGCCAAGAACUUAUUUCUCCACCCAAAAUACAAUAGCAGUACCUUUCAGAAUGACAUCGCCCUGGUGGAGCUUCCACAACAAGCUUUUCUCAAUGACUAUGUGAUGCCUAUUUGCAUACCAGAAGAAGAAGUACAGCCAGAGGAUUUUGUAGUUGUCAGUGGAUGGGGAAAACAGUUCUUAAGGAAACUGCCAGAAGCCCUCAUGGAGAUUGAAAUUCCUGUGGUAGCCCAUGAAUUGUGCCAGGCUGGAUAUAUAAAGAUGGGCAGGGUGGUAACUGACGAUAUGAUAUGUGCAGGACUGAGAGAAGGGGGGAAGGAUGCCUGCUCCGGUGACUCCGGUGGUCCAAUGGUCACCUUCAGUCAACAUAAAAAUAGCUGGUAUCUGGCAGGAACUGUGUCCUGGGGAGUGGGCUGUGGGGAUAGUGAUAAAUAUGGUGUAUAUUCAAAUAUCUAUAGAAAUAUAGACUGGAUAAAAGCAACAAGUAGAGUGAAAUAUUGA